AUGAACAGUGGUGCAAGGCCAAGUUACCAACAACCGGUAAGAUAUAUACUUUAAGGGUGUGCCUGGCUCUCGGUGAAUGAAAACGAGCUUUCCAUUCAACUGAGGUUCAACACCGCCGCCUGGUUAGCUCAGUGGGAUAAGCGCUGGUCUGCUGAGCGGGAGGCCGUAGGUUCAAACCCUGGCCGGACCAAACACUCAGGGUCUUUAAAUAAGUGAGGAGAAAGUGCUGCUUUUGUAAUAACAUCUGCAAACGGUUUGACUUUCUAGUCUUCUCGGAUAAGGACGAUAAACCGCGGGCCCCGUAUCACAAGCCCUUGCACAUGUAAUAAAAAUCUGUGGGACGUUAAAGAACCCACACACUCUUCGUAAAGAGUAGGGCACGUAGUGCUCGGUGUAGCGGUCUAUCUCACUUUCACACUCAUGUAUGGGGGCAUCAUUACUCAUUCCUUCAUUACUUGGAAACUGCACCUUAAGCAGUCUGGCAAAGUUCCCCAAGCCCUGAGGGGAGUGAAUAACAUGAUAUUUACAUUUACACAUUUACAACACGUAAAGUAAAAUAAUUAGGAAUAGAAGCCAUCAAGAGUUUGAAAAUAGCAAAAUGGCCAGAGAGAUGACGCACUUGUAGAAAUCAUUCAGUGAAUUUACUGUUUCUUAAAUCAUUAUCAUGAAAGUUAUUCUUUUAGAUUGGCAAGUAAUAAGUGCCUUUUUUUCGAGUUUUGUUUACUGGGUGAAUAGUAAUAAAUUUAAAACUCUCGUGGCGAGAAAGGAGCACUAGCAGCAAGAAAUCUGGACAAGUGAGCGCGCUCGAGGGUGUACAUUGUUCCUUCUAGGACAUUCAAGGAGCCAUAAAAGCAGGAUAGCAGCGCGCUGCUUUACAAAUGAGCACUACAAAAAAGUGGAUAAAUCGGUGCAAACUCCGGCUAAUUUCUCAAAGAAAGUAGAUUUACAAUGUCAUACUCUACUCGAUUUUUAGGUACAGUAUGGAUGAAGGGGUAAUUUUAGCAUUAUUUCAAGAAUACGACGUGUUUCGGAUGUAUCAGUAUCCAUCGCCAGUUCACAUAAUUGUGACCUUAUAUAAAGUUUGAUAACUAACUUUAUGGAUCAUAAUGUUGAAUGUGAUUACGAUUUAAUUUACUUGAAGACUCUUAUUUUCAUGUUCUCUGUCAUUUAUCUUGAUUUCCAUCCACCUUUUGAGUUGUAUUAGCGAAAUUAAUUACAUAAAACUAUGAUAAUUGUGAUCAGUUAGUCAAAGUGAUUUUACUCGAACCGUGAAAUAGGUAGUAGAAUACUACGCAAUAUUUGUUACUAUCUGUUUCACGCUACAAGUAAAAUCACGGCUCUAUAAUCAUCACCUUUUGCAAUUAUCGUCCUUUAUUGUCUAUCUUUAUGUAUGAUUACAAUUUUGUGAACUUUAGUAACCUGACGAUGGAUGUUGAUGUAUCCCAAGCGCGUCGGUUGUGUUCUUUAAAUGUUCAGUUUUCAUUUUACUACUUCUGAAUUUCGAUUAGCGAUAAAUUAUAUAAGCUUUAUUUUUAUCACCUCAGUUAGAUUCAGAUUCUAGGUAAGUGCACUGACUCGUUUUAACUUCUUGCUUGCAGUUAAGUUUAAAGUCACUUGCGGAGAAGGCAUUCUUGCAUGUGGAUACUUGGUCGGGAUUUAACAUGCUCACAGCGUCUGUCGUUGAAGGGAAUUACGACUUUUUUUACAAGGCGCACGGGCAACUCAGUUCUUUGGAAAUACUAACGGCAGCUGUAGCUGAUACUCUCGCAAAUCUUGAAACCAAAAGGCCUGGUCAUCACAAAAUCGAAUGUUUAAACCAAAAGUUCGUGGAUAUAGUCAAUUCACUGUCAGAGCUGCACCAGUGUAAACGCGGUAACGAUGCGGAGAAGGCAGUAGAGCUUGUAUUAAAUGAUGGCCUGGAUAUAAACACCCCUGCAUUGUGUAAUCGCACACCUUUGUUGUGGGCGAGUCUAUCAUCCUCUGGUGAGUUUAUUGAGACCCUUAUCGACCUUGGUGCUAACGUUAAUGCUCAAAGAGCCGAUGACAAAGAUACACCUUUGAACUUAUCUUCUUAUUGGAACAUCUUCAUGACAGUGAACUUGCUUUUGGAUAAUGGAGCUGAUGCUAAUAUCGCUGCAGCUGAUGGAUAUACUCCACUGCACUUGGCAGUGAUGAAGGGUAACCAAAACCUUGUCAAAUUAUUUCUGGAAAAGAACGCGGUAGUAAAUACUCAGAAUGCUAAUGGCGAUUCACCACUGCACACAGCUGUCAGCAACGGAUUUUUUGAUAUUACCAAGCUUCUGAUUAAAAAGGGAAGCAACGUCAACCUUCUAAAUAAAGAAGGAAGAACCCCUCUUUUUCUUGGUGUAAAGAACAAACAUGAACAGCUCAUCAAACUCUUGAUUGAAAACAAGGCUGANCCCUGCAUUGUGUAAUCGCACACCUUUGUUGUGGGCGAGUCUAUCAUCCUCUGGUGAGUUUAUUGAGACCCUUAUCGACCUUGGUGCUAACGUUAAUGCUCAAAGAGCCGAUGACAAAGAUACACCUUUGAACUUAUCUUCUUAUUGGAACAUCUUCAUGACAGUGAACUUGCUUUUGGAUAAUGGAGCUGAUGCUAAUAUCGCUGCAGCUGAUGGAUAUACUCCACUGCACUUGGCAGUGAUGAAGGGUAACCAAAACCUUGUCAAAUUAUUUCUGGAAAAGAACGCGGUAGUAAAUACUCAGAAUGCUAAUGGCGAUUCACCACUGCACACAGCUGUCAGCAACGGAUUUUUUGAUAUUACCAAGCUUCUGAUUAAAAAGGGAAGCAACGUCAACCUUCUAAAUAAAGAAGGAAGAACCCCUCUUUUUCUUGGUGUAAAGAACAAACAUGAACAGCUCAUCAAACUCUUGAUUGAAAACAAGGCUGAUGUAAGUAUUGGAUACAAGGAAAACUCUACAGAAAUGAGGUACAUUGAGGUGUAUGAGGGUCUCAAUGGGGUGGUGGCUUUUACGGUUAUCGGCUAAAAUUUUGACUCUUUUACGGUUAUCGGUUAAUUUAUUUCAGUUACGGUUAACGAAAAAGUUAAAAAUUAAUUUCUUUUGUUUCAAAGAGAUAAAUAUUAAUAAACCUGUAUUUUUUGUAUCUUUAAGCAAAAUAAAGAUCUUGGGAUCAUCUCGGGACGAAAUAAGUUAUUCUUUUGAACUAUUUUAAUAUUUGAUAGAUCACACUUUUAAGUAUUCCACUUCAAAUAUUAUUUUACCCAUAGGAAUGUCAAUGGUUACUUUUACAAAUCAAGGGAACAGUUUCUUUUACGGUUAACUCUUUUUUUACCCUAUUUACGACUAACGGUUAAAAUUUUUCAAUUUUUAUGGCUACGCCUAUCGGUUAAUCCCAUUAAGACCCUCUUUUAUUGCUUGCAUCUUCUAAAUUUGGUCAGCGACAGCUGGUUGUGAAGAAUUAGUCAGGAGAUUAAAGCCACUCAAAAACGGCGAAAUGUUUUGAAAGAAUAACAAAUUUGUUUAAUCAUCCUAGGAUAAGAAGCAGGUCCUGGCCCAUAUGGAGAGAGCUAAGAAAGCAAAAGUAAGUUGAAUGGCAUAUGUAUUGUAGUGUGCGAACGUUUAGCCUGCAGUACAGGCGUUUUCUUUGAGCGCGCAAUUUGCUCACGAAAGCGCCAUGUUGAAACUUCCCGAAGAGAGGAGGUAAUGGGCGAGUCAAAGGGAGCAGGGAGGGGGCGGGGAGAGAGAAGAGAAAACGCCUGCCCGAAAAUACUGUGAAAAUGAGAAACACCCCCUAAUUAGACGCGCGUGACCGCUCUUCCGGAAAUGAGUAGCCGACAAUAACAAAAAAAACCUAAACAGUCGCUCCAGUCCAAGACUUGCAUGGAGUUCAUCGUUUUUAUCUUGACUGAGUCACAAUGCAAUUCUCCCCAGCUGAUGAAGCUUCAGUUUAAGCUGUAAUUCAGUCGUCUAAAUUCAUCUCUGUAAAUCGCUAUCCGUGAGAGUUUAACAUCCUGCAAACAAUUUUAAAAACUAACGAGCUGGGCCCAGCGUGAUACAACGUUGCAGGAAAACAUCACAUUCUCGGUCUAGGAAAAAAAAAUCGCUUAGUUUUUCAGAUCCUGAGGCACUUUGGACAAAAAUAAAGAACCUAACAGCCUUAUUUAGCGUCAAAAAGAGCUUUACGCUUCAAAAGAGGUCGAAGAAAACGCUCUUGCAUCAGAGGGCAAAUCAUGAAGACCAGAAAUUCAAAAACCACAGAAAAUCAAUAAGCGUGUCAUGACCUCUCAGUGUGAAACAAGCGGCUAAGAUCACAUUUGCUCUGUCAAAACAUAGAACCCUCUAGAGAGCAUCUACUCGCCAGAAAAAAAAAACGUAUAGUAUUGGAACAAGCAGCAUUUUGGCAUGAGGUAAAAGUGGUGUAGGUACUGUGAGCAAAUCUUGUCUUGAUGACCAGUGUAAAAAUCGCUUUGACUUUCUCAUUGAGUAAUACACGCGACAUUCGCAGCCGCUCCAAUUCCAAAAGACUGACGGAAACGGAAUAAACAAUAUAGACUUACAGUUAAUUGACAGGCAUCAAUCUACUUCCCUAUGCCGCACCAAUCAGGAGCUCCGUUUGCCAGCGUACGGAGUUUCCCAAAAGAACAAUGAUANGUUAAUUGACAGGCAUCAAUCUACUUCCCUAUGCCGCACCAAUCAGGAGCUCCGUUUGCCAGCGUACGGAGUUUCCCAAAAGAACAAUGAUAUCGGGCAGGCGUAUUUUUUUUCUCCCCUCCCCCUCCCCCUUUCCUUCUUUCGCCCUCGCACCUACCGUAAGGGUUACUAUUUCUACUCUCCCCAAUCUUCCACUGUCAUAAAAACAAAGAUGGCGGCUACAACAAUAUUACGAACACGAACAAGGUUUCGCCCGCCCAAAAUACGCCUGCACUGCAGGCUAGCGAACGUUGUCCAUUUAAUCAAGGGAAAACAAAUAUGAAAACUUUAAUCAAAGAAAGAUUUAGAAAUUCCAUAUUAUUAACGUCUUUCUCAUAAAUCAGAGCAGAGGCUUAAUUAUGAGUGGUAACAUUGUCAUUUUACUGUAUACAACGGCGAGCCCACUAACAGUAGGCUUAUUUAGCAACAGAACUUGAACGUCAUUUGACGACGGCGCGCGCAAAUCAAACAAUUGGCUUGACCAAUGGCAGAGCGAGAAAUAGUGCACCGGAAGUCUAGUUAAGUUCUUUUCGCGCGCUUUCCCGUUCUGUUGCUAAAUCAGCUUAGUAGAACGAGUAGGACGGUAUGGGGGACUUUUUACAGGAUUGAUUUGUUAUUAGUGUCUCCAGUAUUUAUGCUGGCUGCAUGAGACUGGGUAAAAGUCGGGAUUUGAGGAUUGGCAAGUCUGUAGGUUCGCCCACGAAAAUUUAAAAAGUGGCCUUCAGUUUUUUUUUUUUUUUCGAGCUGACACUUGAUCAAGAAAUUUCGCUUUGUAAAGAACAUUCUGACGGACAAGGCGAAACGAAAGGACAGCCUGAUACAAACCUUCUACGAAACGUCUGCCGCCUUUUUUGAUUUAUUGACAUUUGCCGAAUUAGCCAACCAAAAUUACUUCCGUUUCUUGUUUUUUUAGUAUGCAAACUUUCCAUAUGUGGGAAAAAUGCAGACUCGCUGACUUAGAAAAAAUCUUUUAUCUUUUAAUUUUUUCAACAAAAAAUAAAACAGUUAGCACAAUCACAUUUAACUUCUUGCGAGAUUAAAAGAGAUCUCGAAAGUUAUUUCUAUUGGCGUGGAAGGUAAAAAGUUUUCAAAAAGACGGCGACACCAGAUGUUCUAGUUUUAAUGUUUUGGCUAGGCGCGCUCGAAUUUAAAACUCUGAAUUUUUUCCUUUUGCCUUUAUAUUUUCCUUGGCAGUUUUCCUCGAUUUUCAGUACAUAAAUCUUUUAAUCAAAAAUCUUGGAGAAAUAUAUCGCAAACUUUUUAAAAGGAUAUAAAUUAUCUCAGAACAAAGCAACGGGUUCUCAAGUGCAUUUCAUUUAGCUGGUUUAGUCCCGUACUUGCAAUUUGCGAAUUUACUAGAGAAACAAACGUCUAAAAAAUAUAUAUUUCUUUAUACUAGUAAAUCCAUGUAAGCAUUAUCACCUUGGAAAGCUAUGGGCAAAACGAAAAACAAUAUUACAAACACACUUUGUAGUUCUCCUUUAAUUAGUUGUGUUGUUGUUUUACUGCAGCCUGAAAAGCUCGCUAAAUUUUAUUUUAUGUAUCGAAAUUAACAAACAGCAAACAACUAACGAGCGAGGACACCAGUUUCCCUGGUUUAUUUUUUACAAAAAGCGAAGGCAAACAACAACUCUGUUACCUUUAGAGUAGCGCCACUAGCUUUUAUGAUAAUACCAACAAAAAUUCCUUGAACAGCGAUCAUGCGAUGUUUUUCGUCUAAUACUUCACAGUUGGCGCUAUUGAGGUUUCUUUCGCAAUGAACCUCCGCUUGCGUUCCCGGCUAAACUUUCAAAUAAAACCACUUCUAAGAUGGACAGUAUUUUGAUCUGCACUCGUUUGUUAGUAAAUCAAAAAGCGCCUUGUUAGCGGUCAACUACCUGCAGAAGGAUUCAACUCCGCGAUACACUCACAGUAGUUCCGCAAAUAAAGCAAAUCCAGAGAAGAUGUGAGCAACCAUAUGAAUUUUCUGAAUUUCCAUUGUACAUAUUAAGGCAUAUUUUCCUGACAGCAAAAUCAACCUUUCUCUUCGCCGACGGCGGAUCAUUCACGAAAACAACCACGAGAGGAAUAAGCGCUUUCAACUUCCGGCGUUUCCGACAGCCAAUCAGAUCUUGUGGCAUUGUUCUAACAGCCAAUCAGCGUUACGGCCCGUAACGAGCACAAACGUGAGAGAGUUUGUAUCGGGCCCAAUUUUAGCGCUGGCCGUUAAAGAGAAUGUAUGAGAACCGCUAAAAUUGGGCCUGAUCUCAGGUUAUGUCCAUCCUCAAUCCACGUGCUACGCGUGCAAGAACUUAUAAACCUCGGCUUUUCAGAAAUGUUGAACUUUCCCGCGUGUAAAAGCCAUUAUUAUUCAUUGUACCAACUAUCUGUCUUUUCAUCGGCUAAGAGCCUACAGUUAAUUUUGAAAAUCAGCGCAAUCUACAGAUUAGCAGGUAACUGACUAAUCUGUAGGUUGCGCGCGCAAUGCAGGAUUUCCAAUAACAGUAUUAAUUCAAGUUUCUUGCGAGGGUGUAUUUGUCGUUAUCUUCUUCAAAACAAUGUAUUAAAAAAAACAAUUAUUAUUAGGUUUUUGUGAUAUCCUAAAUAAUCAAGGUCUUAGUAAGUGUUACCAGCCUCGACCUUCGGCUCGGCUGAUAAUACUUACCCCGGCCUAGAUUAUUCUAGCCUGUGCCAGGCUCUCAGAUAGUAUACGUAGUGGGAACUUAUUAAAAGCGAAAUUAAGACGCGCACGACUUGGGAAAGGGGGCGGUGGCGGCGGGAAAAAUGGGAGAGAGAGCCUGUUAGCAUUCUUUAACGACCCUCUUCCGCCCAUUUUUGUCACGUCUGGAUUCGGCUGUCAAAACUGUCAACACUUCAGUUAGCUACAAUCAUUCUCAAGUUUCUUGCGUGAGCAUUGCACGCGACGCGAACUCCUUGUGCGAUGUGUGGAAAUUUAUGUCUUCGAAUUCGUUAUCCUGUGAGGACAUCCGUUUUUUUUGCUCUAGUUUAUAGCAAUAAAAGGGGGCGGUAAUUUUUUUCCUCUGUUGGGUAGGUUAUGCUCUGGAGGGUUCUACAUUGUCACUAAGCAAAUGUGACUUUAACCGCUGAGAGGUCAUGACACACAUAUCUAUUUACUGUGGAGUUUGUUUCUGGUUGGCAGGAUUUGCCCUCUGAUGAGAGAGCAUUUUCUUUGACCUCUAAUUUGAAGCGUAGCCUUUUUAUUGGGGCUGAAUAAGGGUUUUAAUUUUCUCCAAAGUGCCUUCUGGAUCUGACUAACUAAGUGAUUUUCUUCAGUCCGUGAAUUAAUGUAAUAUUUUUCUGCAAUGUUGUAUCACGCUGGGCCCAGCUCGUUAGUUUUCUUUGCAGAAUGUUAAAUUAUCAUGGAUUGUGAUUUACAGAUCCAGAAUUAUAAGAAAGAAGUGCAGCUUAAACUUAAGCUACAUCAACUAAGGAGAAUUGCAUUGUGACUUAGUAAACUCCAGCUUAAUAGUGUUUCUCCUAAAAUAGUGUGAAUCUUUUGACUGGAGCGCGUAGUUUCUCCCUUGGUAAUAGCGGAAUAAGCUUAACAGUCUUUGGACUGUUUUGUUAUUGCUACUUUGUGUUCAACCAGGACUCCGAAUUACCGAAAACAAUUUCGCACUUUCCUUCUCUCGCUUUAUUCUCGUCCUCUUCUCCCUCUUCACCGAUGCCAAAUAGCCGCGGCCGAAAAUCCAAGCUUUUUUAGUUGUUCCACUUGGUCUCGCAUUAUAGAUAUCAGCGGCGAAACGACUAUUAUCGUAGAGUUUACUAGGGUUAGAGCAGCUUUAGCCAAGCGUGGGAAUAGCUGAAAGAUUAAACUUUUGCCGAAACCGGUGGGCAUAAUACCGAAAACAUCUUUACCGCGAGCCAAGUCGCAGACACUCGUCUAAAGCACAAGACAACGCGGAUUCAUGAAGAUCACACGCGCGAUUCCCGUUAGCCAUCUUGGUGAUGACAAACUGAUGGCCACGCUACUAGGUGAUGAUGUUAACUAUCACAAUUGACCAAUCAGAGGGCGUAUCAGGAGCUGAUAUACCGGAACAGGCCGUUAAAAAAAUGCGUACAGGCUCCGCCGCCCUGUCUCUCCCCAGCCCCCGCGCGUUUUUCGCAUUUCUUAUUACUGAACGACUUUCCACUAUCUCGGAGCCUGGAACAGGCUAUGAUUAUUCCGGAUAUCACAAAAACCUCGUCCGAUAAUUGAUUGUUACUUAACGUUGAGCGUUUUUGUCGUUACAAUCUAUUAACUUUCUACAAAACAAUAAGAUAAACAAUAACUUAAGAUAAGUCAUACUACAAAAGUUAAACUAGAAUAUAGCAUACAUGAAUACACAAGCAUACAGGCGGGGACACCGCAACAGGGAGGGCCAAUUACUGCGAGCUCAGGACACAGACACAAGGCAUAGGUACGAUGAACGAGAACCAUAAAAACACUACCUAUGUUUCUCGAAUUCAAGUUUGUUUCUUUGUUUUUGACACGAGUUAGGCCUAGAAGAGGCGUGUCAGAUCUGUUGUAACAUAAAUUAAUGUAAUCAAUAAAUGCAUGGUAUGUAGACUGAUGGAUAUGUUGUUCACCUUCUGAAAAAAAAAAACCACAGGCCUCAAGAGGUUCUCUACACAAGGCUGCUAUAAGUGGACAAUACGAGACGGUUGAAAUGCUUCUUGAAAGUGGUGAAGAUGUGGAUCAAAGAGAUCAGGUUUUAUUUCAGUCUUUUUUGUUACCCGGUUUAAGAACUUAAAAGGGUAAUAUGGACCUAACAGGAAAGAUUUCGAAAAUGAUUUGAUCAAAAAGUUAAACGCUAAAAGAUUUUUAAAAUACAUUUAAAAAGUGAACGACGUUUCGGCGCCACGUUACGCCAUUAUCAAGUUGAAAAGUGAAAAAGUAUAAGGUGUAAAAUGAAUAUAUAAAAUUUGAAAUAAUACAUAAAAUAUUUGCGGGUCCAAUGGGUAUAAUUCCCAAGGUAAGAAAAAAAAUGUGCGAAGUGUCACGUAAAUAGUUUGGCGCGAAUGGAGUCGGCUUGUGUGUUAAGAGAAGGCUUGAUGUCCUUUACGUAUAACAUCUCGUAGACUAAGCAAUCAAACUUGCUGUUACAUUUCCUCAGAACUUUGAAAAGAUGGUCAGCCUUUGUUCUGUUGUUGUCAUGCUGUGUUUUAAGGUGUUUCCCGAUGGCUGAAUCACGGUGUUCACUUAUGCGUUGAUGUAAGUGUCGGGCAGUGUACCCGACAUAAUUUGCAUCGCACAAAUCACAUUGAAAUAAGUAUACAACGCAUUGAGUGUUGACGAUCGGGGGCUUGUUUGGCUUGACACUCAUGAGGGUUUGUGAGUAGACAGAUUUCUGCUUGUAAAGAAGGAUUUUUCGUUAACAUCGAUCUUGGCUCCCAGAGAAUAGAUAUCUUUGCGUACGCGUAGAAAUGCUCGAGCAAAGUGUUAAGCUCAGCCAGCUCAUAAUUUUCUAUUUCAUCAGUAGUUUCCUUAUCUACGUACCAAUUCUUCCAAACAGGAGCCAAAAACCAGUGCUUUUCGCAGUGUUUUCGUUUUUAGAGCAGUUUUUUUUUUUCAGCUCCUCUACAGUUGUUUCGGUCGCAAAAGCAAAUGUGUUGCAAACCAUUGCGGUUUUUGCUUGAAACUGGUCAGAAGCGGAUCCAAAUUUUGCGCCAUUUAGAUGGCGCAUUUGAUUGGCUCUCAGUGAGUUCCUUUGUUUAUUAACCAAUCAGAGUGUCACGUUUGUUACUCUUUUCUGCACUAAAUUACCUUUUUUCUGCACCUUGUUACCUAAAAACUGCAUUUCUUUUAGCCAAUCACGAUCGAGAAAUUUUUUCAUGUAUAUAGUCCAAUAAAAGCCUCUAGUUUUAUUUUAUGCAUGACCAUCAUUAUUGCUGAACAAGCUGACUUCUUUCACCCUUUUCUAAUUGUUUUUCCCCCUCCCUAUUUCUGUAGUUUUCUCUGACUCCUCUUCAUCUUGCCUGUUGGUAUGGACAGGAAUCUGUUGUCCGGUUGUUACUAGAGCAUGGUGCGAACGUCAAAGCUGAGGACAGGGUGAGUUAGUGAGUUUUUUUUUCCAUUGAACAACGAUAGAGAGCAUUAUAUGAAGGAAGAUCAUCGCAGUUAUCUACGCAAUUUUUGCAGUUGCAAAAAGAAAGCCUGAAAAAAAGUCAGGCUUGUACGGGAUUCGAACCCUUGACCUCUGUGAUACCGGUGCAGGGCUCUACCAAUUAAGCUAACAAGCCAACUGGGAGCAGGUCGUUGAGUUGGUUCGUUAUAAACCCGUGAAAGGAUGAUGGUGAAGUUAUGAAAAUAUGAAAAUCAUAUAUUCAUAACUUCAAUGAUAGCGAGCGUAAGCAACAACGAUGGCGACGUCAACGAGAACGGCAAAAAAGCAAAAGGUUUAUUAAGCAAAUCAUAGCCUCUGGGAGGAGAUGUUUUAUGCUUAAAGGUCGUCAUUAGAUUUUGUUACACAGCAAUUAAUUUAGCUCACGCUACAAAACGUACUCUACUUAAAUGUUUUUAGUUUCAACGUACACCUCUGCAAAAAGCUGAACGUCAAAACCACCACUCCAUAGUGCAGUUGCUGCUGAAGAAUGAUGCUAGGCCAAGUCUUCAUGAACCAGUAAGAUAUCAGAUUUUGUCAGUCUUCCCUAAUCCAUUUUGCCAAACGUCGUCUUUCAGAUGGAGUUCUACCUAAUUUGUUUAACGUUACCUAUACAUCAUCGUACUAGUCGCUUCUAUCUUUUAGAUACCUUAUAUUUGUUGUUAUUUAUGGAAUUACUUUCCCGGGAACCUUAGAACAGAAGACCUAAGCCUGUCUUUCAUCAAAAAACGUUGCGGAGAUUUUUACAAAAAAAAAUAGCCUGCGAGCAAGCUCUCCGGAGCACUCUGGCGGCUGGGCGGUAAUGGAAGAAGAGCUUGCAACUACGUCUCUGGAAUUUGAAUAUCUGCAUCGAAAAAUUCGAUGCGAAAUGCUGAUUGGCGGAGAUGACAUUCGUAAUGACGUCAUUGCCCUUGGCACUUGUUUUUGAAUAUUGCUUACAUUCGCGCUCGUUUCCGCUUCGCGCUUAUUGGCGGAAAUCUGACAGCUCAGUCUACGGGGAGCCACAGGGAAAUUGGAGGUGGAAUUCAAAUUCCAAAGACGUAGUUGCGAGCUCUCCUUGCUUUUCCUGCCCCGCCGCCAGAGCGCCCCGGAGAGCUUGCUCGCACGCUACAAAAAAUAAGAUUAGGGAGGUUGAUUCUUAUCGCCCACAUGUUACCUGGGCAUAAAAAUCAUUUAUAUGUGUUACUUUUUGUGACAACUUUUUUUUCUUUUCUGUUUUUUUUCACAUUGUAAGUUAUAUUUCAGUUGAGUCAGGAUUAGCCCGUAUGGUUCUUCUGUUCUAGCUUGUUCUAAACUAGUCGUUCCCCGUCGCUCUCCACGUGUAUGCAGUGAAAAUCGAUUAAAUUCAAAUUAAAAAUUUUAAAAUCUAAUUCAAAUUAAAAUGUGUCUAUUUGCGAUACACGGGAACACCAUUACUGCAUUUUUCAAAAACACGCAAACUCUGAAGUUCAAAAGCCGCCUUCACAAUUAAGUUUUUCGCUGCCGUCAAUCAUAAUUCCAAUCACAAGCAACGAACCUUGAAUCACAGAAAUAUACAGCUUCGUACCCAGGCCACUUCGCGCUAUCCGAGUUACCAGAGGAGGCUUGGAACCGAGUGCGAUAGUCCUCGGCGAAUUUUCCAGACAAGCUUGACAGGUGACGUCUCAUCCGAAAUAGCCGAGGACGACUGGGAACGAGGCUGAGAAAUAUACACAAAACGGAUCGAAAUCCACCAAUCACAAAUUACAGACCAUGACCUUUUGAACCCAUUGAAGUAAACGUCUGUUUCCUAAGAGGACCGCUAAGAAUAUUAUGGCAGCGAAAAACACAAACGUCAGUUGACUUUUGAACUUCAGAAUUCGCGUGUUUAUGAAAAGCGCAGUAAUCGGUUAUAUUGCAAAAAGGUACUUUUAAGCAUUAGAGUCUCAUGAAAACCAUCUUUAUUAUUUUCGCUCAUGAACGUAUCAUUUUUAUUAUAGGUCAGUCUAAGGAAACUCUCGAGAAAAGCUUUCUUGCAAGUGGAUAAACAAUCUGGAUUUAAUCUGCUCCAGGCUGCUGUCUUAGACGGAGAAUACAACAUUGUUUUAAAUGCUCAUGGCCUUCUAGACAAAAUUGUAGAUGAGAUGGAACUUGUAACAACGGGAAAUAACGCCAAAGAGUUUCCAGGGAAGACUGCAGUUGACAUCUUAUCUCUUAUAAAGAGAAGAAAACCAAGUCAUCAUAGAAUCGAAAGACUUUAUAACGAGUGGGCUAGGGACGACAGUAGACUGACUGAACUGCAGUGGGCUACAUGCCAUGAUGAUGCGGAAGAGGCAGUUGAGUUUGUAUUAAAUGACGGUGUAGAUGUUAAUGCUCCAGGGUCAAACAGUGAUUGGACAGCUUUGCUGUGGGCGAGUCGUUCAUCCUCAAGUCAGUUCAUUGAGACCCUCAUUGAUCUUGGAGCAGACGUUAAUGCUCAAAGAAAAGAGGGAAAAGAAACUCCUUUAACAUUAGCAGCUGACUGGAACAACUACAUGGCAGCGUACUUGCUUGUAAGACAUGGAGCUGAUGUAAAUGUACAGAUUAGUAAUAGGUUCACAGCACUGCACUUAUCAGUCAAAAAAAAUCACGAAAAUCUCAUCAGAUUAUUACUUGCAAACAAAGUGGAUGUAAAUAUUCAUGAUAAAGAUAAACAUACACCACUGUUCCUGUCAGUCCAGAGAAAUGACGAAAUCCUCGUCAGAUUGUUUCUUGAACAUAACGCAGAUGUAAAUAUGAAAGAUUAUUCUGGAGAUACACCCUUGCGUUGGUGUGUCAGAGAGGGUAACGAAAACCUCUUUAGAUUGUUACUUGAACACACCGCGGAUUUAAAUAUGAAAGAUUAUGCUGGAGAAACACCCUUGCGCUGGUGUGUCAGACAGGGUAACGAAAACCUCUUUAGAUUGUUACUUGAACACAACGCGGAUGUAAAUAUGAAAGAUUAUUCUGGAGAAACACCCUUGCACUGGUGUGCCAGAGAGGGUAACGAAAACCUCUGUAGAUUGUUACUUGAACACAACGCGGAUGUAAAUAUGAAAGAUUAUUCUAGAUAUACACCCUUGCACUGGUGUGCCAGAGAGGGUAACGAAAACCUCUGUAGAUUGUUACUUGAACACAACGCGGAUGUAAAUAUGAAAAAUUGUGCUGGAGAUACACCGCUUCAAUUAUUAGUUCUUGACCCUCAUAUAUUUAACGGUGAGAUAAUCGAUCUCCUGGUGACGUAUGGGGCGCAAAAUAUAGACAUCCGUGACGCAGAAGGCAGAACUCCUCUUCAAAUGGCAGUGAAAUGUGGUAACGCGCAAGCUGUGAAAAAGCUCAUUGACCUUGGAGCUGAUGUUAGUGUGGUUGAAGCCGAUGAGACUGAUGCCAGAAGACUGAAACGCUUAAAGAAUGAAGCUGAAAAACUCACAGAGUCUCAUCCCAAAUCAGAGAAAAUCCUGAGGCAAACCACCCCCUCGUCUACAUAUACAACAGAGAAAAUAGAGGAAGAAGAGGAAGCUGAACAAAGGAAAACCCUGGCAGUGAGGCACCACAAAAAAAAGGCGACUACAUCUUCAAGAACAAAUAAAUGCGUAAUGGCUUGAAUAUUAAGAUUUUUCAGAGUUGUGUUUUUGAGAAAGGCCCGGCUGUUUAGUCCGUAAAAGAGAAAAGUUUACUCCUAUUAAAAGCUAACAUUAAACUAGUUUGUACAAGAUUAAUAACAAAAUUGACGACAGUAACUAUAAUCCUCAAUGUUAAUUUGAAAAUUGUAAAAUCGACGCUGUUACAAGAGCUUUAACCGACGUUUUGGCACUGCUGCCUUCUUCAGGGUGCAAAAAUAUACACCGUUAA
Molecule: messenger RNA, 14582 nt
Organism: Porites evermanni
Lineage: Eukaryota; Metazoa; Cnidaria; Anthozoa; Scleractinia; Poritidae
Source: the annotation of a GenBank genome assembly